CAUUUCUUUUUCCGUCUCGAUUCCUUGAUUUCCUUCCAAUAAAAGGAAAAGAAAUUCCAAAUCCCAGCUCCCCAAACUCCACCAGGAAAAGUAUCUCUCUCUCUCUCUCUCUUUUUCCUUUUUUUUGCCAAUGAAGUAAAUGGACCAUUGCCGCACGAUCUAGGAUUGCCACGUACACAUUUGACAAUUCCAGUUGGCCAAAGACAUGAGAGAGAGUCGCUGUCUUGCUGAUAAAACACACGUGCAUAAAAUAGGAACCUGUUCUAAUUUUGUUUGCUUCGCACUGGGCAGAGUCAAAAAAGCAAAAAUCGUUCCCUCUCUCUCUCUCUCUGUGUCUCGUUCCAGCACAAGUCCACUACUGUAUUAAUCAGUAAGCCUACUUCUCCAUCUUUCCAACACUUUCCUUCUCGGUAUCGGCCAGCUAGCCUUUUGCCUAUUGCUUAAUGAUUUUCUUGAAAGACAAAUCAAAUUCUAAGCUAUCUUGUUUCUUUCCAUUCACUUUGCUUCACUGAAUAUUCAGCACAUGUACUUACUUUCCUACUUUUUGUUUAUAGCAAUGAGCUAAUCAACUCCAUCACGGCGCCGAAAUGGCUUCUCUCUAAUCCUUAUAUAAACCCCUUCAGUCCCUCUCUUCUUUUCACCAUCAGCAAAGCUAUAUAAGCAGUCAAGCUCUGCUUUCUUCUAACACCUCUAUCCUUCUCUUUUGUGGUUUUUUUGUUUGUUUUUAGGGUCUGGGUUGUUCAAGAAAGAAAACCCUGAAAUUAUACAUACAGAAGAAGAAGAGAAUGAAUUGUCUCCAGAGUUGGCCUGAGCCGGUGGUUCGAGUUCAGUCUCUGUCUGACAGUGGGAUUCAUGCCAUUCCAGAGCGAUACAUCAAGCCGCUAACCGACAGGCCUGGCCUGAAAACAUGUUCGGAAAUCGAAGAACAUGUUGACAUCCCUGUCGUUGAUCUCCAGAACCUGUUUGGGAAAGACCAAGCCCUGCGGGAGGAGACCUUGAGAUGCAUCUCCAGAGCGUGCCAGGACUGGGGUUUCUUCCAGGCGGUGAACCAUGGGGUUAGCCACGAUCUGAUGAGGCGCACCCGAGAGGUGUGGCGUGGGUUCUUCAACCUGCCGCUUGAAGUGAAGCAAGUGUAUGCCAACGCGCCAAGUACCUAUGAAGGGUACGGCAGUCGCUUGGGAGUAGAGAAAGGAGCGAUUCUGGAUUGGAGCGAUUACUUUUUUCUUCACUUCAUGCCGGUUUCGUUGAGGAAUCAAAGCAAGUGGCCUGCACAGCCGUCAUCUUGCAGGGAACUGGUAGCAGAAUAUGGUGCUGAAGUUGUAAAACUAUGUGGAAAGCUGCUGAAGGCGAUGUCAACAAAUCUUGGUCUACAAGAAGAUUACCUGCAGAAGGCCCUCGGCGGAGAAGACAUCGGUGCCUGUUUAAGGGUCAACUUCUAUCCAAAGUGUCCUCAGCCUGACCUUACCCUAGGUCUUUCCUCACACUCAGACCCUGGUGGCAUGACCAUUCUCCUCCCUGAUCACGACGUAGCGGGACUCCAAGUUCGUAAGAAUGGCAAGUGGAUCACCGUGAAGCCUGUUCCUAAUGCUUUCAUUGUCAACGUUGGAGACCAGCUUGAGGUGCUGAGCAAUGAAAUUUACAAGAGCGUUGAACACAGGGUAAUCGUGAAUUCAGCAAAAGAUCGAGUCUCCCUAGCUUUCUUCUGCAACCCAAAGAGUGAUUUACUCAUCGAACCAGCCAAGGAGCUAGUGAGUAAGGACCGGCCGGCGCUGUAUAAUCCCAUGACGUUUGAUGAGUACAGACUUUACAUCAGGACCAAGGGUCCUUGUGGCAAAGCGCAAGUUGAAUCCUUGAAAUCCAAUAGAUAGUCUCCAUACAUAUAUAGUACCUGUGUGAUGUGUACCAAUCGCUUGCAUUUAAAUAAUGCUCCCAAGCCUGUCCAACCCAGAUAGCUUCUGAAAGUACUAUAAUCAGCCGAUUUGAAGCUUUACAUGAUCAUGUGAAAAAAUUACUGUAUGCAACCAUUUCAAGAAGCGAUAUUAAUUUGUGUCAUAUCAUAUUAAAAGUUCUAGAUGCCCUUUUAUUCAAAA
Theobroma umbraticum is the source of this 2090-nucleotide messenger RNA. RefSeq names its product jasmonate-induced oxygenase 4-like. The record is from RefSeq and is a predicted model, not a curated record. NCBI's taxonomy places the organism in Eukaryota, Viridiplantae, Streptophyta, Magnoliopsida, Malvales, Malvaceae.